AAGGAGAGGGAAGGUGUGGCGCUCCUGCAGCCACUUCCAGCGCCGCCUUGCCCCCCGCAUCGGGCUUUCGACCGCCGACUCUAUCGACUCUCGGACCUGUGCAGUGGCUUCGCGGGUGAAAAAUUCUCACUGUGAAAAAAGAGGGAAAAAAAAGUGAGAAUUGAAAGGUGUUGGAGAGUGACAUUAUUUUGUCUUGGAAGCAGAUUACCGAAUUAAAUAAAUACAAGACAAGAGAUUUCAUGCCUGUGAAACCACGUGACAGUAGACGCUAGUUUCGAUCACAUCACACAGUCAAAAUGUCACGUCCCAACAGCUCCGCCGGGAUGGGCGGCCGGUGGGUCGUGAGCGCCAGCCCCGACGCCCCCGGGGGGAUCUCCUUCAAGGACUUCCUGCCGAUGCCGGACCCCGACCGCUCGACCUGCUGCACUCGCCAGUACUACACCUUCAGCGAGACCGUGCAGCUGGCUAACGAGUGGCUGGGGCGCUACGAGGGAGCUCAGGUGGUCGCCUGCGAGACGCUCUCCUUCGUGGCCAGCGACGUCCCGCGCUCGUGUCUGGCGGGGCCCUGGCCCUCCGUCACCCACCUCAGCGGGCUGCGGGUGUGGCUGAAGAACCCCGAGUACGACGAGGAGUCGGGCUCGGCCAAGGGCCUCCCCGGCCGCGUCCUGCUGAGCUACCGAGACUUCACGCCGCGUCUGGGAGGGAAGUCGCUGUUCAGCCGAGGCUACGAGGACACGCUCGUGCUGCUGGGGCGCCUCAAUGAAUACCUCAGGGACAGAGUCACUCCCGCGCGGAUCCUCUCGGUUCACACGCUGGAUGCCCCCAUGGACGGACUCUUAGACGUCGGCACUGAUACCGAGAAGUCGAGGAUAUCCUACGCGCAGCAUGGGUUUACGAGGUAGGUCGCAGUGCCCGUCGGUCUCAUUAUCUU
Molecule: messenger RNA, 931 nt
Organism: Penaeus chinensis
Lineage: Eukaryota; Metazoa; Arthropoda; Malacostraca; Decapoda; Penaeidae
Exons: 5
Coding region: 297-902 (201 amino acids)
Source: RefSeq, a predicted model, not a curated record